This is a messenger RNA of Magnolia sinica, 1098 nucleotides long. Its product is annotated as ubiquitin receptor RAD23b-like. The transcript is spliced from 2 exons. Bases 703 to 978 code for a protein of 91 amino acids. The record is from RefSeq and is a predicted model, not a curated record. Gene Ontology annotation, molecular function: protein binding. NCBI's taxonomy places the organism in Eukaryota, Viridiplantae, Streptophyta, Magnoliopsida, Magnoliales, Magnoliaceae.
GGGAUUAGAAAACUUCACUUUGCAGUAUUCAAUCAGAAUUUUUUUGGGCAAAUGAAACAGAGUUGAGCAUCAAAUACAUAAAUAUAUAACACAUUAGAAUUAUAAAGAUACAAGCUUUCAGCUAGCUAUUGUGUGAGGGACACUUCAGCAAUUGAAGGGCAUGGAAUUCCUUAUCAAAAUUGGCCAUGGGAAAAUAGAGUAGGAAGAUAAAAAGGAGUUAACUUACACAAGAUGAGGUGAGCAAGAAAUCUUGAGUUUGGGGACUUUAAAGGAAGAUGAAAACAAUCUUGGGGUCCCUGACAUGGAAACUUCUUCUAUUCCUCUCAUCUUUGAACUUCUUUUAGAUCCCUGAUGAGUAAGGUUGGAGCGUACUUCCACCUAACAAUGCUUCUUUUCAGGGAAAUCCAGGGUGCUCAAAUCCACUCAGUGACAUGUAAAAUUGACUUCUUUGUGGUUGUCUAAUUGUUCUAGGACGUUCUGUACUGUUAUCGACUACAUAGAAAUGCCACAAAAUGUUAUUGAUGUUAAGAUGUUAUAAUAUGAUUGGUCUCACAAAAUGUUAUUCAUAAGCUAUAUAGUUUUUAUGCGUGCUUAAUGAUACUAUGAUUUUUAUUACUUAACUGUAGGGUGCAAGCUGAUACAUAUGGUCAAGCUGCAACCAAUCUAGUCAUGGAUAGUACUCUCGAGCAAAUGAUUCAAUAAAUGAUAGAUAUGGGCGAUGGUAGCUGGGACCAAGAGACAGUCAUGUGCACACUUCAUGCAGCUUACAACAAUCUAGAGAGAGCUGUGGAAUAUUUGUAUUCUGGUAUUCCGGCAGCAGCAGAAGUUGUUGUUCCAGUAGCUCGAGUUCCCUCGAAUCAGGCAUCAGCCCAAGGGGACAAUGCCACAAAAACUGAAGUUGAUUUAGCAGGGGUGGCACCUCUCUCUGGAUUACCCAAUUUGGCUCCAUUGAAUCUGUUUCCGCAGUUCAAGUUCUGAUCCUUGUUUGUUCUUAAUGAAUGCUUCAUCCAUUCACUUAUAUGAUUUUUGCUAGACCAUGUGCACCACCUGAGAGCUCUACAUGCUGCUUCUUCUUUUUAGAUUUCAGUUUGAAUUUGU